UAUAAAAAGAUCACCUAAGGCGGCACCUUCGUAUUCAGUUUUGCUAAGAUCCUUCGCAACCAUUGAUAAAGAUGAAAACACUUCUCGCUACCCUUUUGAUAGCGCUGUGUCUCGUGCUGUGCACUACCGUAGCUUUUGGUUUCCCGGUUGCGCAGGGCGGUGGGCUUGCGGAUAUUUCAAAAAUGACUGUGAACAUGGGCGAUUUGGUGGAUCCCGAAAAGAUGAAGUCGGCUGUUAGCGAUAUCCUGAAGCAAAUUCAGGGUGGUGUCAACAAAGCAAUGGAAUCGAUGCCACAGAUGGGAAGAUAAACCGGAACAGAUAGACACGGACCGUUCGGCAGUUUUUCCUAAAAGUUUAUUGUUGCAAUAGUAUACAAUAAUGAGUAUUUGAAUAAAAUUACGUAACUAACA
Messenger RNA from Armigeres subalbatus, 410 nucleotides. RefSeq lists its product as uncharacterized. The record is from RefSeq and is a predicted model, not a curated record. Bases 72 to 308 code for a protein of 78 amino acids. The transcript is spliced from 2 exons. NCBI's taxonomy places the organism in Eukaryota, Metazoa, Arthropoda, Insecta, Diptera, Culicidae.